UCACUCGGAGUUGCCCAUAAAUGCAUCACUCGGAGGCGUUGCCACUGAAGUCGUGGCCGCAUCGGCAGUCUGAUGAUCCGCCAAGCUGCUUCCUACCGCGUCCCUCCCUUAUACCUCCCACUCCAUCUCUUAUUUCUCACCGAACCCACUCGACUGUAGGGAUGGAGAACUGCUACAAAGUAGUCCAGGACCACUGAAGACCGAGUCACCACGGAAACGCGGAAAAAAAAAGCCAGGGAGAAGGACGCCUUGACGAGUGUGUAGCGGAAACGUCACCAUAUGGUUGGUUUGAAAAGAGGCUGCUUCAUAGGACUGACAUCAAAGUCAAACUUAUUUUCGACAAAACUUCACCUUUUAUUUAUUUAGAGGUGUUUUGUUUUUUUAAAUCGGCUUGCUUGCUCCACCUGUGCGCGGCGGCGUCCACACCUCUGUUUGGCUAGUUGCUCAUUGCACCACCCCGAAGACAACACAAGACGAGCUGCAGGUUUGUGGCGAUAUUGAAUUAGAUUGUUAACUUGUUCAAACACAAGAGGAGGGACAAUCCCCAAUCGAAGUCCCCGCUCGCCUAUGAACCGAUCUACCCGGAAUAAGGACAUGUCUGGCCGGACUGUGAGCAUCCCGGACGACCGGGCGUUCGCCAGCUUCAAGGCUGAGUGCCUGUGCGAGGAAGGCUGGAGUGGGACCUACAGCAAGGGGGACAUCACGGUGUGGACCCAGGCGUUGGAGGAGGGCAAGUCGGUCCACAAAAUGAAAUGUCGGAUGGUCUGUAAGGAGGUGUCAGCUGAGACCAUGUAUGAUGUCCUCCAUGACAUCGAGUACAGAAAGAAAUGGGACACAAAUGUCAUUGAAACCUUCGAUAUUGGAAAACUUACGGUCAAUGCCGAUGUUGGCUACUACUCAUGGAAGUGUCCAAAUCCGCUCCGUAACAGAGAUGUCAUCACGCUUCGCUCCUGGUUGCAGAUAGGGAAAGAUUACAUCAUCAUGAACUAUUCUGUUAAACAUGCCAAAUAUCCACCUAAGAAGGACAUGGUUAGAGCCGUAUCCCUCCAGACUGGCUACAUGAUCCAGAGCCAGGGACCCAAGCACUGUGUCCUCACAUACAUGGCGCAGGUAGAUCCACGAGGUUCUUUACCGAAGUGGGUUGUCAACAAGUCUUCUCACUUUCUUGCUCCUCGUGCAAUGAAGAAGAUCAACAAAGCAUGUUUGAAGUAUUACGAUUGGAAGCAGAGACACAACCCAGGAUUCAAGCCAUGGCUCUACCCCGAACAGACUACAUUACCCAGCAUUCCACUGUCUGAUCUUGGCAUUCAGCAUGCCGAGAGCCUGGAAAAUAUUGACGAAAGCUCCCUGGCUGAGACCCAUGAGAGGGAUGACAGUGACUAGCACACUGGAGUCAAACCCGGGUCAUGUAUUCACACACACACACACACACACACAUUGAUGCAGGGAUACAUGCAUGCCUGAUACACAAUCAUGAUUACACACGUGGAUGCGAUUCAUUUCAUACACGCAUAGACACACUGUACUAAAUAUAUCUCUACUCACGCUCACAAAACAUGUAUGGAAGCGUUCAUGCAAACACACAUUUGACUCCAUAUUUGUUUACAUAAUGCAUGCAUACUUGCAUCCUCUGUCGUCAAGAUACAAUCACAAAUUCAUACAAUCACAAGUACUUAUUUUUUACAACUGGGUUGUCAAAGUAAGAUUUGCCUGUUAAAAGAAUAUUUUCAAAUGAGAAAGAAUUUUUUUUCUGCAACAUUUACUUUCAUUCAGCAAAAACAAUGUAGCUCAAGAUAUGAUUGACACGCAUCACAUGUACACAAAAUGGCAAUUUACUUGCUUUCUACCAUCACUGUAGUUGUUUUGUAAGCACACAAGAAAUAUGCAGGCAGCUGUCGAUCCCAGCGAAUGUCAAUUCUAUAGUUGUGAGGACUCUCGUCAACUCAAUGCCUUACCUCAUGCUUAGCUUAAUCUUAGCUUAACCACAACCUUAAAAAACAAAUCUAAACCCGAGACUUUAGACAGAGUCUCCAAUGUGGAAGUGCCUUCGACCUGCAUUUUUUUCCAACAGCCAGCAGAGGGAGACUCCACCAAGAUGAUCACCACAAAAUGAUACAUGACAAAGCAAAGCGUUUGUCUUAAUGCUCAACUAUGCUUUUAUCUGGGAAAUGCCAAAUGUAGAAAAAUAUCCUUCGCUGUUGCAGUUUGAAAUCCCAGUCCUCACAAAGAUAGAACGACAAGUCCUCACGCAGCUGUAACAUGACAUUCUUUUCUCUACUCAAGUUUGAUGUAUGAAUGUACGUUUAGAAAUUUAAUACAGAUUCCUACAGAGGUUUUCAAACUUC
Doryrhamphus excisus (bluestripe pipefish) is the source of this 2345-nucleotide messenger RNA. It is a transcript of the gene stard10, whose product is annotated as StAR related lipid transfer domain containing 10. Lineage: Eukaryota; Metazoa; Chordata; Actinopteri; Syngnathiformes; Syngnathidae. Gene Ontology annotation, molecular function: lipid binding. The record is from RefSeq and is a predicted model, not a curated record.